This is a messenger RNA of Myotis lucifugus (little brown bat), 986 nucleotides long. Its product is annotated as solute carrier family 15 member 3-like. Gene Ontology annotation, molecular function: transmembrane transporter activity. Gene Ontology annotation, biological process: transmembrane transport. The record is from RefSeq and is a predicted model, not a curated record. Gene Ontology annotation, cellular component: lysosomal membrane. The transcript is spliced from 5 exons. The coding region runs from base 105 to 830 and encodes 241 amino acids. NCBI's taxonomy places the organism in Eukaryota, Metazoa, Chordata, Mammalia, Chiroptera, Vespertilionidae.
ACCCCAGACCACCGAGAGGGAACUGUGGGGGGAGUGCCUCGCAGAAUCAGCUGCUCAGACACUGGCCUCUGCCUCUCGCCCCACCCCGCGGCGAAGAUGAGCAGAUGCAGUCCACGUAUGUCCUCCAAGGCCUUCACCUCCACAUCCCGAACAUUUUCCCAAACUACCCCAGCAACCGCUCGGGGGCGCUGGGAGCCCAGGCCGGCGGCUACAAGAUCCCGGAGGCCUGGCUCCUCCUGGCCAACGUGGUGGUGCUGCUGAUCCUGGUGCCCGUGAAGGACCGCCUGCUGGACCCCUGCCUUCUGCGGUGCCAGCUGCUCCCCUCGGCUCUGCAGAAGAUGGCGCUGGGCAUGCUCUUCGGUUUCGCCUCCGUCGUCGUGGCAGGAUUGCUGGAGAUGAAGCGCCUAGAAUACAUCCAUCACAACCAGACGGUGCCCCAGCAGAUCGGGGACAGCGUGUACUACGCGGCGCCCCUGUCCAUCUGGUGGCAGACCCCUCAGUACCUGCUCAUCGGCAUCAGUGAGAUGUUUGCCAGCAUCCCAGGCCUGGAGUUCGCGUACUCGGAGGCCCCGCGCUCCAUGCAGGGCGCCAUCAUGGGCAUCUUCUUCUCCCUGUCGGGGGUGGGCUCGCUGUUGGGCUCCAGCCUGGUGGCUCUGCUGUCCCUGCCCAGGGGCUGGCUACACUGCCCCGAGGACCAUGGUGAGCGGGGCCGCCCUGGGAGUGGGGGGGACGCGGGGGGUGAGGCAUGGGAAGGAGGCGGCCUGGCGAAAUGCUCUGACCCGCGGCCGAACGAAGCAGCAGGCUGGGCUCAGAGAACGGGCUGGCGCUGAAGUUGGCCAAUCGCCCCAGCACGGCUGCCUUCCUUGGGCCUCAGUUUCCCCACCUGUCAAAGGGAAGCAGGGAACUCGGUGCCUCGCGGUGCUUCCUGCUGCUGGAACCCGGCCGUUCCGGGGGAGGGGCCGCUGGCCCUGUGCUGUGUUCUCAGC